Molecule: messenger RNA, 1329 nt
Organism: Paracoccidioides brasiliensis Pb18
Exons: 7
Coding region: 1-1329 (442 amino acids)
Biological process (GO): fungal-type cell wall (1->3)-beta-D-glucan biosynthetic process
Cellular component (GO): fungal-type cell wall; cytoplasm
Molecular function (GO): 1,3-beta-glucanosyltransferase activity
Source: RefSeq, a predicted model, not a curated record
AUGAAAGCCAUAGCUGCGUCUGCGUUAUCCGCGGCAGUGCUCGCCUCAUCUGCUCUUACUGGCGAGGCCAGCAUCAUCAAGUCUAGAACGAACAAGAUCACUCCUGUCACAGUUAAAGGAAAUGCAUUCUGGAAUGGCAAGGAGCGUUUCUACUUGCGCGGAGUAGAUUAUCAACCAGGAUGGCCAUCCAAUCUCAAGGACCCAAUCGCUGAGCCCAGACUUUGCAAACGGGACAUUGCCAAAUUCAAGGAAUUGGGCGUGAACACCAUCCGUGUUUACAGCGUUGACAACAGCAUAAACCACGAUGAAUGCAUGGAAGCACUCGCUGACGCUGGCAUCUACCUUGCCCUUGAUGUCAACACCCCUAAAUACUCUAUCAACAGAACUGAUCCUAAUAAUUCGUAUAAUGCCGCCUACCUCCAAAAUGUCUUUGCGACGGUCGAAAUGUUUGCCAAAUAUGACAACACCCUGGCUUUCUUCUCCGGAAACGAGGUCCUUAACGAUGGUAAUUCAUCAAUGGCUGCCCCUUAUGUCAAGGCGGUCACACGUGAUAUUCACAAUUUUCUCCACUCACGAAAUAUGAGAGAUAUCCCCGUCGGAUAUUCUGCGGCUGAUGUCGAUACCAACCGUGUCCACCUGGCACAUUAUAUGAACUGUGGUUCUGACGAUGAGCGCAGCGACUUUUUCGCUUUCAACGAUUACUCCUGGUGCGAUCCAUCUUCCUUUGAAAAUUCCAGCUGGGACAAGAAAGUCCAAGCUUUCACCGGCUACGGAAUCCCCCUUUUCCUCUCAGAGUACGGCUGCAAUAGGAGUGAGCACAACUGGAACGAAGUGACGGCUUUGUACUCCAGCAACGUGACAAGUGUCUACUCUGGCGGUCUCGUCUACGAAUACUCCCAGGAGCCUAAUAGCAUUGGCCUGGUCCAAAUCAAGGACGGCAAGCUAACAAAACUCCCUGAGUUCGACAAACUGAAGGAAGCAUUUGCUAACGCAAAGAGCCCAUCCGGUGAUGGCGGAUUCAACAAAACUGGCGGUGCAAACCCUUGCCCCAAGAAGGACGGUCCCAACUGGUAUGUCGGUGACGAGGCUCUUCCAGCCAUGCCUGACGGUGCCAAAAUAUACCUCUUGCAAGGUGCCGGUAAUGGUAGCCAGACCGCUAGCUCUGGAUCACCUGGCCCUGGAUCUGGCACCAAUGGCGUGAAGGCAGGUCAACUCUUUGCCUUAAGAACUCAAAGCGCUGCUGCUGGCCUUGAGCCCCCCAAGAUCUUAUCUGCUUUCCUUUAUGUUCCAUUGUUGUUGGAACGUCUACGCUCUUUGGCGUUUCAUUGA